Molecule: messenger RNA, 2235 nt
Organism: Meloidogyne enterolobii
Lineage: Eukaryota; Metazoa; Nematoda; Chromadorea; Rhabditida; Meloidogynidae
Source: the annotation of a GenBank genome assembly
AUGGAGCACUACAACUAUGGAGGAUUAGAAGAUGAAGAGUUUUUGGAAGCCCAAAACCAACUUCAUCAUUAUAACGAUGGAUAUGUUUAUGGAGUGGAUGAUACAACUAAUGUUAAUUUAGAACACCCAAUUAGCACAACUGAUGUUCAAUAUGCUUCUGAAGAUGGAAAUUUAAAAGAAGAAAACAAAGUGGGGGAGGGAGUGGAUGAAUUAACUACUGAAGAAAUGAUUCAAAAAUUAAAUAUUGAAACGGAGCAACUCCAAAAUGUUGAAGAAAUUGUCAAAAACGAGUUCGAGACAGUUGAAGGAGUCCAUGAAAAUGUUGCUUUAGAAAAUGGUGGGGAGGGUAAUUUUGUUUAUAUUUGAUAGUUGGGGGAAGUGUCUGGUUUAAGAGAAAAUACUUUUAUUUGAUAAUCAGACUUAAAAUAAUAACCCGCACUUUAAAAAUUGGUUGGCCACUGGGUGGGAAUGAUACUAAGCAAAUACCCUGUGGGUGUGAAAGGAACAUUUUAGCAGUGUGAAGGGAACACUCUUGAAAAGGAAUACCUUCUAUCUAAGCCUCAUUAUAGGAUUCAAUAAGAUAUACCUCUAUUUAGAGUAUUUUUUUAAAAGCUUCUUGGGCAAUAUUUUCUAUUUAACAUACACCUCAUUAUAAAGGAGGGGUAUCUAUAAACUAUAUUUUAUUGUAUAUCACUCAUUUUAAAAAUUAGAAGUUUGCCAACAUUCUUUCUCGAUUAUUCACCUAAUGAGUCAUCCCUUUCUCUACUUUUUUAAGGACCUGUUUUUCUUAAAUCUUUACAUUUAAAAAAACAUUCUCUCUUUUUAAUCAUUUUAGAGUAGUAAUGAAAUUUAAAAAUCUAUACUAAAAAUUACUCAAUUUUAUAUAUUACACACACAAUUAAAAAACCCACAAAAACAUCCCUUCACCCUCCCUUCCCCUUCUUUCUCCUUUCCCCUUUAGAAUUUUUUCUUAAUUUUAAACACAAAUUUAAACGAGAAUUCCUCUCCAUUUUCUAUCGUUUUCGCAAAUUUAUUCUUCAAAUAUCAAAUAUAUUUAUUCAAUUACAAACCGGUUAGAGACUAAAAUUGUUUUAAUUAUUUUUAUUAAAAUUGUACAAUUAUUGGGUAUGAACCAGGGAUUUAUUUAGAUUCCCGAAAAUCGGGAAUUGAAUUUUUAUGUCGGCUAGAUCCCUGGUACGAACCUCACACUUAUAGAUACCCCGUGAGGAUAAAAUGUGUAUCCUCAAGUGUUCCAGGAUCUAAAGUCUCUUAUUUUUUGAUUAUCUUUUUGUUAAAAUUAAUUUUCUCAAUUCGAGUCGAAUAGUAAGAGGGAGUUUAGAAAAAGUUUAGCUACUAGGCAGGAUUCCAAUCUGCGACUUCCUUGCAGUUAUUGCUAGGCCUUUCGCUCACCGCUUAUAAGUACAUAGGAGCUCUACCACUGUGCGGGGCGACGACUAAUUCUUUCUUUUAUUCUAAGCUGCAGGUGAAUCAUCCUUACAGAAUUGAGAAUUUUCAAGUCAAAGUUGGGACGUAGAUCGAAUUUUUACUCAGACUCGAAUAUCACCUUCCAUGAGGCAUAUUUUAUUUGACUCAAAAUUUUUUAUGAUUAAUUUUCUCCAAAUAUUUUUUUUCAAAACAAAAAAUCGAUUAGACAUUUCGAGAUAAAUAAAAACAUUUAAAAAUGCCCAUAUGUCCCAAAAAAUUAUUUUUUCUUUAACUAUUUUCUUUCUUUUGGGGAGGGGGAAAACGUGAAAACUGAUAUGAAACGGAAAGAAAAUAAAUUUUUUUUCAAAGUUUGUUUUGCUUUGGUUGCAAUAAAUACACACGUUUUAUUUAAUUAUUUUUGCUGUUAUUUUUUCUAGUUAAAAACCAGAUUUUGGGGGACAUUAGAGGCUGGAAUUUUACUUUUAGGUGUGGGCUGUGGCUAGAAUUAUUUAUUAGUGAUUCACAUGAACCGAAAGUUAAGGAACCGGAUCCAUGUCCGAUCCGAAGAAAAUUUUGAAAUCCCGACCCAACUUUUUUCUCAACCCAUAUUAAUGGCUUAUUUAGCAAAAUUUUGGUCACUCGGUUGAGUUUAUUCACUCAAGCCUCUAAUAUCCUUGUUUUUGAUUUUCGUAAAUAUUUUUUAUUAUAAUUUCUCGACCACUCUUUCUUAUCUUUGCCAUUUUUAUCUAAAGAAAAUUAGGGGUUUCUCGAUGAUUUUUUUAAAAAAUAAAUUUUUGUCCUUGAUGAGUG